Molecule: messenger RNA, 983 nt
Organism: Olea europaea var. sylvestris
Lineage: Eukaryota; Viridiplantae; Streptophyta; Magnoliopsida; Lamiales; Oleaceae
Product: nifU-like protein 1, chloroplastic
Exons: 3
Coding region: 91-759 (222 amino acids)
Biological process (GO): iron-sulfur cluster assembly
Cellular component (GO): mitochondrion
Molecular function (GO): iron-sulfur cluster binding; iron ion binding
Source: RefSeq, a predicted model, not a curated record
AAAGUUUUCGUAAUAAGGUAUACAAUUAUCGUGAAUAAAGAUUUUCUAGAGGUACAGUUAAAGAGCUUAUCAUCUCCUUGACAAGUAACUAUGGCGUCCUCUUCGACAACAGUUGGAUUGUCCCACUUUCCAUCUUCUACAAAAAUCCCAAAUAAAAAAAUCCCCAAACCCUUAUCAGGCUCAAUCAGGACCCUUAAUCUCAAGAAGAAAAAUCAAUCGAAUAGUCGAGAAUUGAAUGUUAGUGUUAAAGCCUCAGUGGGUGCAAGUGGGCCUCCUUCCGUCACCGCUGGGCUGUAUUCCUCAGACCAAUUCGAGCUCACCAUUGAAAACGUCGACAAGGUUCUUGAUAACGUCAGGCCUUACCUCAUCGCGGACGGCGGAAAUGUCGAUGUCGUGUCUGUUGAAAGCGGCGUCGUUUCUCUCAAGCUUCAAGGAGCAUGUGGAAGCUGUCCUAGCUCAACAACUACAAUGAAAAUGGGUAUUGAAAGAGUUCUCAAGGAAAAAUUUGGUGAUGCAAUCAGGGAUAUUUGUCAAAUAAAUGAUGAACAAAUUAGCGAGACAACGGUUGAGGCAGUGAAUUGUCAUUUAGACAUUUUAAGGCCAGCCAUUAAGAAUUUUGGUGGAAGUGUGGAAGUAUUAUCUAUCACAGACGGGAUUUGCCGAGUAAAAUACGAGGGACCUGAUUCUAUUGGAUCUGGAAUUAAAGCAGCUAUAAAGGAGAGAUUUCCUGAUAUUAUUGAUAUCGAGUUCACUAACUAGAAGAAAACUCAGACUUUCAUGAAGGCAUUUUUUUUCAUGGCUUUGUUAGAGUACCAUUUUUUAAUUAUUUUUUUUGGCAGUUUGAAUGGAAAUCAAAUGUUAUGCAUGCCAGGAAUGUAAUUCUAUGCACAGUACAUAUAUAUCUUGUUCCUAAUAAGUAGUCUUGAUUCUUGAACUAAGUAGCAACUACCUAUAUGAAAAAUGUAAUAUUUUUUAAAUAUUAA